UUACACCAUACCGCCCUAGUUACUGAUACAGUUCCCUACAAACGUAAACAUAACGUUCAGUUACCAUCCGUGUUAUUAGUGUGUGUCUUGAGUGUGUUUUUGGGGGGUGGUGGUGUGUGUGUGUGUGUGUGCAGAUUGUAUAAUGGCGGCGUCCAUAGCAGCUCUGCCUGCACCUCACAGUGUCAACAACAAUGGUGGUAGUGUCAUCACUAGCAACAAUAUGAGUGAAAAGGCACCGCAGGAACAUUGUAGCGGUAGCGAUACGGAGACGAUGAGCAUCUCUUUGCAACUGGAUGAUACUGCAAAUAACGAAUCGACUGGUAGCAAUAGUGGCAUCGUCAAGUCAGCCUCCAUUGAGUCUCAACCAAUCAUCACGAUUAGCGGCAGUUUUACUGACGGCAACUCGCACAUGGUGCAGGCCGGACUGGCUCCGCCCUAUGCCCAGUACGGACAGGGCGGAGGUGAUGCAGCCGCUUUGGCCCAAGCGGCUGCCCAAGCGGCCGCUCAGGCAGCGGCGCAAGCAGCCGGUGUUGCCGUCCCGACCAGCGGACCCAACACGGUCGGCGUCGGAGGUGGACCCAAUGGCGGCGGCCUCAAAUUGGAGAAGGACGGCGACGCCAACGGUGCCGGAUCUAUGGCCAUGACCAUGGCCUCGACCAGCUCCUCCAACACUUCGACGUCCACCAGCUGCGUCCUAUCGUCGGGCUCGGUGGGAGUGCCGUCGCUCGGCUCCCAGGCCGCCGUCGCCGCUGCCCUCGACAGCCUGUCCGGUGGCUCGGCCCUCGGUCUAGGAGGCAUCGAUCAAUCUUCGCUCGCCGCGGAAUUGAAUGCGGCGUUUGGAUUGAACUUGUCUCAUCAGCUGGGAGCUAGUCAACAACAGCAGCAGCAGCAACAACAACAACAGCAACAACAAGACGCGAUGGCAGGUAAUGAUGUCGGUGGCGAUCCUAGCGGUUGCGUGGCAGCCGCAGCGGCUGCGGCCCAAGCUGUGGCCGCCGCCACCAACACGGGCUGCUCGGUGUCAUCGAGCAACACGACACCCACAUCGGGAAUGAUCACCACCAUCGAUCUGUCGUCGGCCUCAUCGUCAGUCGGCCUAGUAGGGCCCGGAGGCUCCGUCGUUGUUCAGACCAGCGGUGCCGGAAGCGUCGCCGGCGGAUCAUCGUCGCCCAAGGAGAUGCCCAAACGGCUCCAUGUCUCCAACAUCCCGUUCCGCUUCAGGGAUCCGGAUCUCAGAGCCAUGUUCGGGCAAUUUGGGCCCAUUUUGGACGUGGAAAUCAUCUUUAACGAGCGCGGAUCCAAGGGGUUCGGUUUUGUAACGUUCGCAAGUAGUGCUGAUGCGGACCGCGCACGAGAGAAGCUUCAUGGCACCGUGGUUGAGGGACGCAAAAUUGAGGUCAAUAAUGCCACCGCUCGAGUACAAACUAAAAAGCCCGCCACUCUUCCCACCGAUGAGCAAGAAUUCAAGUCAUCCCAAUUCCAUUUAGGAUUGGAAGCCGCCGCCGCUUUGCGAGGCGUCGCUCUACAGCGCGGAAGAGUGCGGGCAGCUGCGGCCGCAUCCGCUUACCCGGCCGCUGCCGCAGCUGCAGCCGCAGCAGCUCUGGCUCGACCUCAACUCACUGCCGCUUCUCUCCAGGGUGCGUACUACGAUAACCUGAUGGCGCAGGUUCAAGCGCAAGCGCAAGCCCAGGCCACCGACGCCUACAGACUUCAGCAGCAACUGGCAGCAGCAGCCGCCGCGGCCGCCGCUACUCAGCGACCGCCCACUCUCUCGCCGCUUGCAUCCGUACUGUCACGCAACUCCCAGUCCACAACGUCGCAACAAAUUCAGGCGGGUUAUCUGAGCCAGGCGGCAGCUGCGGCCAAUUACACGGCAGCGGCCAAUGCGGCGGCACGAGCUUACGGCGCAGCAGCAGCCGCCCAACCUUCCACCAUGGCCGCCUACGCUGCCGUCCCCGCUAGUUACGGAGCUGAUCCUUAUUUGGGGCACAGCAUCGGUCCGAUGCCCACGUACGGAAUUAGUAACACUGCCGAGUUGCAAUCCGUCAAUAAAUUGGCCGCCAUGUACCGAAGUAGUUACAAUAGAUUCACACCGUAUUAAGACAAACUCUUCUUAUGGAAAGCAAACGAUGUGGGGGAAGAGAAAAUCACAAAAAAAAAAACGAGCCGGCCGACAUUAAAAUUGGCCCGUGGAUUUAAUGGUGCGUGAGUGGCUGUGACCAGUAGUCGUUUAUUUCUUCCGUUCGGUCACACGAAAACGCCACCGCACGGCCCGUCUUCAAAUUGAACAACAAUUAAAACAAAAAAUCCGAAACGCACAACAACAUUCUCCCACGUUUGUUAGUGGUAAACCAAACAAACGACAAAGUAGCAACCUGCAAUUUCAACUUUCUUCUUUUGUUUUGAAAAAAAAAAAGAAAAAAAAAGAAGAAGAAUGAAGAAGCACAAAGUCGAAUGGUUUCGUGAGUCCUCUGGUCGUCCCGUUUUCCCUUCCCCAGUCCUACCCCGCAUUCUUUUUUCUUUCUUUUUUUUUUUAAAUUAAAUUCAAACUUUUUAUUUUUUUUCAAUUUGAAUUUGAAAGAACAGUCAAAGUAAUUGUGUCGUCCUCGCUCCUUUUAUUCGAGGCUGGCAGCAUCAAAAAAAAAAAAAAGAAGAAGAAAGAAAACAAAACGUAUACCAAAUAAGAGCCUAACGGACCUCGUUCUCCUCUUUAUUCUAUCGCACUAUUUUCAAAUCUCUUUGAUGAGGCAAAGGCGAUCGUUUCGCCCCGCCUCGUAUUUGUACUCAGAUGACGCCCGUUGUUGCGCACAAGUUUUUCAAAGAAUCUUCAGCAGCAAAAAAAAAAGAAGAAGAAAUACUCUCGAGAGUGAUAUAACUAUUUGUAAAACAUGCGCACCUGUAUUUCUUCAUUGACUCACACCAAACUCCUACGUUGACUUGAAGAUAAUUAUUCAUUCUUUUUUUUUUUAAACAGGGAAGAUUUCUGAUAAGUUUUAGCACAAAAAGUACCGUCUCCAUUUUGGCUCAACGAUCUUUUAUUUUUCUGUUUCAUUUCGUCAUUCUGAUUGGUUCCCUUUGCAGAAAAUGACCUGCUCUUUUUUUUUUUAAAUUCAUUUCAAAAUCGUUUAAGCAGAAGAAACGCACUCAAAGACAGCGCAAUAUUUCAAAAUGAUUCAAAUGAAAUACUCAUCCCUCUGUUCCUCCUCCCCCCCGUUUUUAUUUUUUUUUUUUUUUUGUGCCUGUCUUUUUAUUUUUAAAUGAUUUUUUUUUUUGUCUUGCGUGUGUACCGCAGCUGGGUAUCACUCUUUACUUCAUCUUGCUGCUACUUUUAUUAUACUCAUCACUUCGGGCUGAUUUUCUAUUCAAAUCUUCUCGAUAUCCUUUUUUUUUUUUUUUUCAAUUUUUAUUAUUCGGGAUUUAAAAAAACAAACAAAAAAACAAAUGGGCCUCUAUUCAAACGAGGGGUCGAGCUUUGUUCAGAGCAGCAAAUUGUUUAUUGCAGUUUGAUUCCUCAAACCCCCUUAUUUUUUAAUUAUUAAAGAAAAGAAGUAUGGGAUUUUUUUUUUUUUAACUUAAAAAAUGUUUGAAAUUGUAGGCAUAGUUUAUAUUCAUUUUUUUUUUCUUCCGCCUCAUUUUAUGUAAGAAGAAGAAAAAAAAAAAAGGAGAACAACAAACAUAAAUUUUUUUUUUUUUUUGCGGAGGGGUUUCUAUAAUUUCCUUGAGUAAAUCGCUAGUCGGUAUCCCCUCUUCUUGUCUCUUAUUUCUUAUGAAAACAUAUUUCAUAUUCAUCUCUUUGAAAAAUCUUUCUCACACGUUCUCUCUAUCUCCUUUUUUUUCCUAAUUUUUUUUUUUUUUUUUUUGGAAUUACAAUAUUAUUUUGAUGUGUAUGUAUGCGUGUGUGUGUAUGUGUGUGGCUGUCUAUCAUAGUCCCCCACCCGAAUGCUCCUCCUCAACAGGCCAGUUUUUACCAAACAUUUCUUUCAUUUCUUUAAAUGUCCCCUAAUGUUUUUUUUUGUUUGUUUUUUUCCUAGUUUCAAAACAAUUGAUUUUCAGUCCUGAUUUUUUUAUAUGCAACUUGAAAAGAAUUGCCUCUUCCUAGUUUUUUUCUUUUGUGUGUUACCCCCAUCCUUUUAUUGUCUGCCCGACAAAAAGAAAACCAAACAAAAAGUCUUCUUAAGCAUAUGAUGAAAUUUACCCCUCAAUGUAUGACUGUUUCUUUUUUUUUUUUUUUCUGUAGGUGUGUAUGAACUUUGUGUAUCGUUUCGAUAAGAAGUUGAUUUAAAAGGCAGAAGAAAACAAAAUGUACGAGAUAAGAAAAAAAAAAAUCUAAACUCAA
This is a messenger RNA of Daphnia carinata, 4336 nucleotides long. RefSeq names its product RNA binding protein fox-1 homolog 2-like (gene Rbfox1). Bases 143 to 2101 code for a protein of 652 amino acids. The transcript has 12 exons. Gene Ontology annotation, biological process: nervous system development; regulation of alternative mRNA splicing, via spliceosome. The record is from RefSeq and is a predicted model, not a curated record. Gene Ontology annotation, molecular function: mRNA binding. Lineage: Eukaryota; Metazoa; Arthropoda; Branchiopoda; Diplostraca; Daphniidae. Gene Ontology annotation, cellular component: nucleus; cytoplasm.